GUGUGUAGCCGGAGGGCUAGUGAUGGCGGUGGCCUCCCGAGGCAGGCAGAGGGAAAAACCGAGAGGGCGCGACUGUGUUUGGGCGAGGAAGUGGGCGCGCGGCUGAUUCGGCAGUGCAGCGUCUCUGAACAACAACCGUCGGUACCAUCGGCCGUGUCUAUCUGAGUUUUGGAUAUUACUUGAUGGUGAAACAUGGGAGAGAUAGAAGGCACUUACAGAGUACUGCAGACUCCAGGUUCUCGUUUGGGAGUCCAGAAAAACACUGGAGUAAGCACGCUGGAACCAGGACAAAACUUCUCCACAGCCAUAGCUUCAGCUCCUCCUACAAGUCAUGACCGGUCUGUACAGAUCAAGAUAAAGCUUUUGGAUAAUACAGUGGAGGUAUUUGAUAUUGAGUCAAAAUGUCUUGGCCAGAAGCUGCUGACAGAAGUAUAUAAACAUUUGAAUUUGGUUGAAUCGGACUACUUUGGAAUUGAGUUUCAGAACAUGCAGUCAUAUUGGAUUUGGCUUGAGCCUAUGAAACCCACCAUUAAACAAAUUCGAAGACCAAAGAAUGCAAUGAUUCGUCUAGCUGUAAAAUUCUUUCCUCCUGAUCCUGGUCAAUUACAAGAAGAAUAUACCAGGUAUCUGUUUGCACUGCAGAUUAAGAGAGACCUGGUAGAGGAACACCUUGCAUGCAACGACAACACAGCAGCACUCCUCAUUUCUCACCUUCUACAGUCGGAGAUUGGAGAUUUUGAUGAAACGGGGGACCGAGAACACCUUAAAAACAAUCUGUAUUUUCCAAAUCAGGAAAGACUACAAGGAAAAAUACUUGAAUUUCACAGGAAGCACAUGGGCCAAACUCCUGCAGAAUCAGAUUUCCAGGUGCUUGAAAUAGCUCGGAAGCUGGAGAUGUAUGGUAUAAGAUUUCAUCUGGCAUCUGACCGUGAGGGGACAAAAAUUAACUUGGCUGUUUCACACACAGGUGUGCUAGUAUUCCAGGGUAAUACAAAAAUCAAUACUUUCAACUGGUCCAAAGUCCGAAAAAUAAGUUUUAAAAGAAAACGAUUCCUUAUCAAGCUGCACCCAGAAGUGCAUGGUCCCUAUCAGGAUACUUUGGAGUUUCUUUUGGGCAGCAGGGAUGAGUGCAAGAACUUCUGGAAAAUCUGUGUUGAAUAUCACACUUUCUUCAGAUUAUUUGAUCAGCCAAAACCAAAGGCAAAAGCAGUCUUCUUUAGCAGAGGAUCAUCUUUCAGAUACAGUGGGCGUACACAGAAACAGUUGGUGGAUUUUGUUAAAGAAAGUGGGUUGAAAAAGAUUCCUUAUGAAAGGAGACAUAGCAAAACUAGAAUGUCUGCUUACACCUUGAAUCCUGAUGCACCCAAACAGAGUGUCUCUUUUACAGAAGGAUUAAAAGCCCCAGUGCCUAAUGCAUGUACAUAUGCCUCCUUCCAUUCGGAUAAUAUAUUAUCCACAAAUACUCCAAGUGUGCCCACUUUCACAGAGAACAACCCUUUCUUUGUGGAAUCCAGAAUAUCAAAUACAAGAAGCUCAACAUCAGAAGGAAAUAGUGGGCCAUCAGAAGAAACUGGGAAGAAAGUGGCACAGCAACCUGGAUCACCAGUACUCCAGACAUUCCAAGGCCCUCAGCUGUCAUCUUUCACAACGAAAAACCCAAUAACCUUGAACGCUCAAUUUCAUGUGAAUGUAAAUACAGCUGCCCAAGGCUCAUCUCCUCUUUUGAGCCCUGUCCUGAGUGAUGUGGGUGGUGCCAGGGCGGAAGAGGAGGAGGAAGCAAGACGCAAGCGAUAUCCAGCAGACAAAGCAUAUUUCAUAGCAAAAGAAAUUCUUGCUACCGAACGAACUUAUUUAAAAGACCUUGAAGUCCUAACAGUAUGGUUCCGCAGUGCAGUUGUCAAAGAGAAUGCCAUGCCUGAAGGCCUUUUGACCUUGUUCUUCUCUAACAUAGACCCUAUUUAUGAGUUUCACAGAGGUUUUCUCAAAGAGUUGGAACAGCGGUUAGCACUUUGGGAAGGACGAUCAAAUGCUCCCACAAAAGGAGACUAUCAACGGAUUGGUGAUUUAAUGAUUCGAAAUAUGCAUACGCUGAAGGAGCUUAGUUGCUACUUACAGAAACAUGAUGAGGUCCUGACAGAGCUAGAGAAAGCAACUAAAUACACAAAGAAACUGGAAAUGGUUUAUAAGGAAUUUGAACUCCAGAAGGUUUGCUAUUUGCCGCUCAAUACUUUCCUGCUUAAACCCAUCCAGAGGUUAAUGCACUACAAGUUGAUCCUGGCGAGACUUUGCAAGCACUACACAGUAGAUCACCGGGACUACGCUGACUGCAGGAAUGCACUGAAGGAGGUCACAGAAAUGACAUCACAGCUUCAAAACAGCCUCAUCCGCUUGGAGAAUUUCCAGAAGUUAACAGAGUUACAACAUGACUUGCUUGGCAUUGAUAACCUUGUAGCUGCUGGCAGAGAAUUUAUCCGGGAAGGCUGCCUGUACAAGCUCACCAAAAAGGGUUUACAACAGCGGAUGUUCUUUUUGUUUUCAGAUAUGUUGCUGUAUACAAGCAAAGGAGUCACAGGCACAAAUCAGUUCAAAAUUCAUGGGCAUCUCCCUCUACAUGGGAUGCUAGUGGAAGAGAGUGAAAAUGAAUGGUCUGUUCCUCAUUGCUUCACAAUCUAUUCAGCUCAAAAAACCAUAGUUGUGGCAGCAAGCACUCGUCUAGAAAUGGGAAAAUGGAUGGAUGAUCUAAACAUGGCAAUUGAAAUUGCCAAGAAAUCCAGUGAGAAAGAGAUGUCUCUAGACAAUUCCAUGUGCAGCCGUUCUAACAGAUCCUCUGAUGAGGUUUCUCUAGAACAAGAGUCCGAAGAGGACAUACAUUCUUCUCGUAGCUCCCUGGACAGGCAGAGCCACCACCGUGCCAACACUACCAUGCAUGUCUGCUGGUACCGCAACACCAGUGUCUCCAUGACUGAUCACAGUGUGGCCGUCGAGAACCAAUUAUCAGGAUAUCUGCUGAGGAAGUUCAAAAACAGUAAUGGUUGGCAGAAGCUGUGGGUUGUCUUCACAAACUUCUGCCUUUUUUUCUACAAAACUCACCAGGAUGAUUACCCACUGGCCAGUUUACCACUCCUUGGUUAUACAGUUGGAAUCCCAGUGGAAGCGGAUGGCAUUCAGAAAGAUUAUGUCUUCAAGCUGCAGUUCAAGUCCCAUGUGUAUUUCUUCAGGGCUGAAAGCAAGUACACCUUUGAAAGGUGGGUGGAAGUAAUAAAGAGAGCUACAAGUUCUCCUGGGAGAUCUAGCCUGUGCAUCCCAAAGGAUGAAAAGGAAAAGAUCACAAACUGAAAAGAGACGGGUCUCUGUUGAUGGUUAAUAGUUUGCAGCACAGAAGAAAUAAGGCAGGAGUUUGAGUUCAGCAGUAAUAAAAAAGAAAACCUGCAGUGGCAAAGCAAACUUGGCUAAUUUGACAGAAGUUGAUGAAUUUGCUGUAGUUCAGAAAGCAACCUUCUUGAAUGGAACUGCAAAGACUAUGGUGAUGGUGCAGUCUGUUGAACAAAUGGCAGCUGCUGGAUGUCAAAGUGGCAUACCUCUUUUCUUUUAAACUUACACAGGUAACAGCUGUUGGUGCUGCUUGUCACUGUCUGUCUUAUCUUCAGUUCUCUCUCAAGGGGAAGAGGACACUCUGAUACACUUGGGUUCUUCUUCCCAUAAUCCCUGGAGGCAGGAAACUGAUUGCAUUUUCCAUGAAGGGGGGAGGAACCUACUCUCAGUCUUGUUCUUGCCUCCAUCUGAGAGAGCAGUGGAUUUUGAAAGCUCCUGAGAUUUUCCUUUAAAGAGCUCCUUUGGUUGCACUUUGUUUUUAUUUUUCCAUAUGUGUGCCUUUCCCUUUGUUUACAAAAGAAACUUGUUCUGGCCUUGUCCACCCCAUGUCUGUUUGCCUUUUGCCUACUGCUUCAGUUAUGGUAAUGCAUGCAGCUGAGGUUUCUGAUCAUAGGACCUCCUCUGAGGGAGAGUUGGGGGAGGUGGUCUCCAGGCAGCAAAACAGGACAUCCCUGCAAACCAACCUGCCCUGCUGACCCACAGUGGCAGAGCAAUAGACCACAGAUUGCCUGGGUUGGAUUAUUAAGAAGCAGGCUUGAUUUUUUUUUGUGUCAAAACUGCAUUCCCUACUGAUUAGUUGGGACAGCUCAUCAGGCCUGCUUAAUGCAGCCUUCUGCGGCUAUUGAAGCAGCGAGUCAAAGAGAGAUAGUAGCUCCGCACUAGGGGGGAUGCCAGGAGGAAGGAGAGUUCUUUGUUGUUCCACCAGGCUUCCAGGACUGGCUAAAACAAUUUGUCUCCAGUCAGUUAGAGAAAAAAAAGAGCUUCUUUACCUUCCUAACUCAAGGCCUCUUCCCCCCUCACCAAUCAAACACCUUUAAAAAAUUAGCUACUUCAAGGCCUCUAGAUGAAAAGAAAUGCCAGGGCUCCUCUUCGCCAGCAAACGCUGCCUAUAAAAGCACCUUUCCCAUUAGGAGCAAUUAUUCAAAUCUCUCAUACUAUAGAUCUGAAGACACAGAUUCUCCCUUAGGAUUCUGAUGCAGAUCUGGAACAGGAUGAUGAUGAGGUUUUCUCUAGGGUUAGAAAGCUGGGUUCAACUUUUCCCUUCCAUUCCUUUUGAAAAACCUGAGAUAGAAAAGGAAUUGUCAGAUCCUACCAAUAACCAUGUACUCUUUUCCUCCCAAAGUAGCCAACUUAUUGAAAGUUGCAGUGGUAGAUGCUCCUGUAACAAGCUUAGCAUUGGAGGUGGCUCUUCCAAAAGAGGGAGAGGGUACCCUUAAAGAUCCUGAUGAUCAAAAAAAGUGACUCAGCUCUUUGCAGAGGCAUGAGGCCAUUGCCUUCUCCAUUAAAGCUUUUGUUUCCAUUU
Heteronotia binoei (common prickly gecko) is the source of this 4894-nucleotide messenger RNA. It is a transcript of the gene FARP2, whose product is annotated as FERM, ARH/RhoGEF and pleckstrin domain protein 2. NCBI's taxonomy places the organism in Eukaryota, Metazoa, Chordata, Lepidosauria, Squamata, Gekkonidae. Bases 193 to 3336 code for a protein of 1047 amino acids. Gene Ontology annotation, molecular function: guanyl-nucleotide exchange factor activity; cytoskeletal protein binding. Gene Ontology annotation, cellular component: cytoskeleton. The transcript is spliced from 27 exons. The record is from RefSeq and is a predicted model, not a curated record.